GGAAACCUCUAAGUUAGAGCUUACAAGAAAAAUAUCAAUCUAUAUAUGUCUUAAGAAUAUUAACAACAACUUUAGCAAAGAAAAAGAGAAUAUUAACAACAAUAAGUAGACAAUACUGACCUGAAAUAAUGGUGUCGCAAAGGUUUUCCUUGACCCUAGUUUUUCUAUUGGCAAUCUUAAUCACAGUUGCUAAUGGAAACGACAACAGAAAGCUAUUGACAUCUUACAAAUAUUCUCCUCCUCCGCCACCGGUCUAUUCACCUCCAAUUUCUCCUCCUCCUCCUCCUCCUCCUCCUCCUCCUCAAUCGCAUGCUGCUGCCUACAAGAGAUAUUCACCGCCGCCACCACCCUCUAAAUAUGGAAGAGUGUAUCCACCACCUCCCCCCGGAAAAUCAUUGUGGUCGUUCCUUAACCUCUAAGAAGCAUGCAAGUGGCUCAGGAGAAGACAUUUAUUUUCUGCCAUAUAUUACUCACUGAUGGAUUGUUAUGUAGCGAUGACUAAAGCUUCUUCUGUUUUUUUUUAACCUUCUUCUUUUUAUUGUAUUGAUUACUUUUGCAGUUUGUAUAUUCAAAAUUUCUGACUAAACAUCAAAUGGGCCAUCUUUCGUUUAUUGAUUGGAGACUUCUUUUACAGGUUUUAUAAAAGAUGAUCAUUAC
Messenger RNA from Arabidopsis thaliana (thale cress), 657 nucleotides. RefSeq names its product hydroxyproline-rich glycoprotein family protein. Lineage: Eukaryota; Viridiplantae; Streptophyta; Magnoliopsida; Brassicales; Brassicaceae. The record is from RefSeq and is marked reviewed. Bases 129 to 419 code for a protein of 96 amino acids. The transcript has a single exon.